Molecule: messenger RNA, 672 nt
Organism: Ambispora leptoticha
Lineage: Eukaryota; Fungi; Glomeromycota; Glomeromycetes; Archaeosporales; Ambisporaceae
Source: the annotation of a GenBank genome assembly
UUUGAAGAAGCAGUGGUUGGGAUGGGAGCUCGCCGCAUGCGGGAACUUUUUCGGCAAGCUCGCAGUUAUCCCCAAGGCUGUAUCGUCUUCAUUGAUGAAAUUGAUGCGAUUGGUCGUAAACGAUACUCUGCCAAUACUGGCCAUGCCGAACAGACUUUAAACCAAUUGUUAAAUGAACUGGAUGGCUUUCAUUCCCGUGACAAUAUUGUUAUCCUGGCCGCCACUAACUCCCUAAAUGUCUUGGAUAGUGCUCUUUUGCGGCCGGGUCGGUUCGACCGUCAAAUUUUUAUCCCUCUCCCUAACUUGAAAGGACGGCGGGAAAUUAUUAGACUUUGUGUCCGAAAACUGUCGCUCAAAUCCGAUGUUGAUUUGGAGGAAAUUGCCGCCAUGACUAAGGGGCUGAGCGGAGCCCAAAUCGCUAAUAUAUUUAAUGAGGCCUCUAUUUUAAGUAUCCGGCAAAAUAAAAAACUUGUUGAUUAUGAAAUGAUUUUUGAGGCCUAUGACCGAACCUUGAUGGGACCUUCCUUGACUAGCCAAACCCUCACCCCGGCCAAAAAAAGAAUAGUGGCCUAUCAUGAGGCUGGUCAUGCGGUGAUUGGGAUGAGUUUGCCAGAAACAAUUGUCAAAAAGAUUACGAUUAUUCCCCGCUGGUCCGCCGGUGGAUACACUUGA